Messenger RNA from Megachile rotundata (alfalfa leafcutting bee), 1665 nucleotides. RefSeq names its product soluble calcium-activated nucleotidase 1. Lineage: Eukaryota; Metazoa; Arthropoda; Insecta; Hymenoptera; Megachilidae. The record is from RefSeq and is a predicted model, not a curated record. Gene Ontology annotation, molecular function: GDP phosphatase activity; UDP phosphatase activity; calcium ion binding. Gene Ontology annotation, biological process: proteoglycan biosynthetic process.
UGUGCCAAUAUAUUAAACAUGAAUAAGUUCAAUAUAUUGCAUGAAUAUUUUACAAUCUUAUUUUUAGCAGUAUUCAAAUUUCUCAGAGGGCGCAGAUACAGUUUUCUGCAUUUCCUUUCGUCGUCGACAACCAUGACGAAAGUUAGGUUAUGUUAGGUUAACUUUUCAGUUGUCAACUUCAAGCAUGUGAUAAGUAUGAAAAGAUCCCAAAUGCAUAACAGAAAUACGGAAACUAUGUUAUAUUUACAUGACUGGAGACAAGCAUUGCGUGCUCCUAGGGUCUAUAGAGUUGCCAAUAGUACUUUUCGUAUACAAAGUCAGUACUUAGCUUUAAUUUUCUUACUGUUAACCGUCCCUCUGUUUUUAUUUGGAUUCCCCUUGUUGCGGGGAAUUGUACGUCCUGCGCCAUCGAAUCAGUUCUUGACGCAAUGUCGAUAUUAUAAAUACAAUAAAACGUACCCUUUGUCAGCACCGUACAAGACUUCAAAGGGUGUUACCUAUAGAAUAGCAAUAGUAAGUGAUCUCGAUCAUAACUCCAAAAGCUUAGAUAAAAAGAACAUGUGGCAGAGCAUUAUGAAAACUGGAAGUCUCUUUUGGAACCCUAGCACGAACUUAAUUUCAAUCCUUUGGGAUGAUAGAAAUCAGAUAUUAACGUCAUCUUUAACGAUGAAAGGACGUGGCAUGGAAUUGUCCGAAUUGGUCACGUUUGAUGGACGCUUACUGUCUUUCGAUGAUCGUACAGGAGUUGUGUACUUCAUUGAAGGAGAAGAAGCUUAUCCAUGGGUCAUACUAAUGGAUGGUAAUGGCAAAAAUUCUAAAGGAUUUAAAUCAGAAUGGGCAACCGUUAAAGAUGAACAUUUAUAUGUUGGCAGUAUGGGCAAAGAAUGGACUACUCCUUCUGGAGAAUACGAGCACAGUAAUCCACUCUGGGUCAAAGUAGUAUCAUCCCGUGGUGAAAUCGAAUCUUUGAAUUGGAUUUCAAAUUACAAAAGAUUACGACAAGCAGUUAACAUAGAAUAUCCAGGUUACAUGAUUCAUGAAUCAGGAGCUUGGAGUGACAUACACAAAAAGUGGUUCUUCUUGCCAAGAAGGUGUUCUCAAGAGCGUUACAACGAAACUAGAGAUGAAACUAUGAGUUGUAAUAUACUGCUAACUGCAGAUGAGAAUUUUGUAGAUAUUAAGGUUACUAAAGUUGGUAACCUUGUUCCGGUCAGAGGCUUCUCCAGCUUCAAGUUCCUACCAGGUUCCGAAGACACAAUCAUUGUCGCUCUGAAAACUGAAGAGUAUCAAGGACAAACCGCAACCUACAUUGUGGCAUUUACAAUAGAGGGACAUAUAAUAAUGCCCGAAGCAAAAGUGAUAGACAAGAAAUUUGAAGGCUUAGAGUUUAUAUGACAUUCCGUCUAGGAAUAAACUAUUAAAUUAAACGAAUUGUAAAUAUAUGUACAGAUUUUUUAACUUCAUACUGUUAAGAAAUUUUAACCGUGUAAAUCAUGUUAUAUAGUUCGUUUUCAAACCUACAGUAUUCUGGCGAGAAAUGCGCCUAUGCUUUCAAAGCACAUACCAUAUGUAAAUGAAUAUGUAAAUGCUUUCUAAAAUCUGACAUUGUAAAUGUAUAAAAUAAAGAUCUUUCAAGCAAAAACAGUAUUACAGAAUGCAACAGAA